GGGGAUUUGGGGUGCCAUGGAGGAGGAGGGAGUCGGGGAGGGUCCCGGGCGGAGCUGCGCCAUGAGUGGGGAUGGGGGCUUGCUUCCUCCUCCCCUGGGGGCCAUCACCCUGGAGCAGCUCCAAGGGGACUUCGAGGAGGAGGAAGAGGAAGAGGAAGAAGGGUGCCAAGAGGAGGACAGGUUGCUUGCCUACUGGCAAGGGGUGGGCAGGGGACACCAGGUGGACGUCCCCCCAGACAUGGCGGAGCCGAUCCAGCAACUGACCAGGAAUAACCAGCAGCAGGACAGGGAAACAGUCCCCUUCACUGUGAUAAACCGCAAAGAGAAGUUUGGGGAACUCCUUUAUGAGAAGCGCCACUACGGGCCGUCCAAGUGGGCCUGCGUCAAUGCGCAGGAAGAGCAGUACGAGCAGAGCAUCUGCCUGGGAUUCAUGAAGAUCAUGAGAUACAUCUGUGAGCAGAACUCCUCAGGCCUGUACCUGGGGAUGACCAUCCCCAUUGUGACCGUGGUCCACACCGAGGAGGCCAUGCCGGACAUCCGGAGGCUGGUGACGGUGGCCUACCGCCUGCCCUCGGAUCUGCAGGACCGGCCCCCGGAGCCCUGCGACCCCGACAUCUCCAUCCAGGAGUGGCCCCCGGCCACCGUCUACGCCAGGGGCUUCCGAGGCGUCACAAACGAAGGCUCCAUCGCAAGAGAAAUCAACUUCCUGGCCGAACUUCUGGAGAGCCCUGAGCUGUGCGUGCGAGACACCUUCCUCGUGGCGGGCUACACCAACCCGGCGGCCGCGAAUCGCCAGAACGAAAUAUGGUUCCUUGAAAAACCCGAGGCUGCCUUUCGGCUGUGAGUCGCUGACCGGACCCCCGGGGGCCACAAGCCUGACAAACCAGCUUCCCUUCCUUUGGUGAAAUGUGAAACUCUGCAGCUCUGCUUCUAGCUCAGCUCUGGCCCUUUCUUCGUGUGUUUUGGACUUCA
Molecule: messenger RNA, 972 nt
Organism: Anolis sagrei ordinatus
Lineage: Eukaryota; Metazoa; Chordata; Lepidosauria; Squamata; Anolidae
Product: heme-binding protein 1-like
Molecular function (GO): heme binding
Source: RefSeq, a predicted model, not a curated record